ACAGUCGUGCGUUGCUUUUUCGUUUCGUGUGUCGUCACACAAUUCAGCGAGGUGUACGAAUCGAUCGCCACGGCACGUUUUAUCGGAUGAAUUUACAAGCGUUCGUCUAUCAAAUAUCCUGAAAUAUUAGCCGACUCGAUGAUCGGUCAGAAAGUAAUCGGCUAACAGCUAGCAACUCCUCCUGAGAAUCGAUGCGAACCGCCAAACUCCAAGAGUCGGAAGUUCGAUAGAAUCUAACGAUUGUGUCGGAAAGGUCGAGUUUGGAAAUGUCUAAUUUUAGUAGCAACAACGAAGGUUUCCGAGUUCGAAGGUUCCUCCCACGAUGUAACGUGAUUCGCGAGGUACGUUCACGAGGCUCUCGUUGAUAACGAGAUCGUGUGCUCGGUGAAGAUUAAGCGUACCUCUCAAACCAUAAGAACGAGUCCCACGCUCUCGUCGAGCUAGUCCUCGAAACGCCCUGUAUCGCCAGGUCGUGUUCGCGUAGGAACGAAAGUGUGUGCGUCUAUCGUUGAACGCGACACGCUAAAUUGGGAUUCUUCGCGAGACCACGCGCGUCGUUCCCGCUUCCGCCAAUUAUGACAAUUGUGCAAAAAAUUCCAUGGGACCACUCGGUCUUAUCGUUUAUCUUCUUUUUUUUUCCACUUGGUCUCGCGAGACCCGAACGUGUGUAGGUAUCUCCGAGCUCGGUAUCAUCGGGAUGUGUGUGUCUCUUAAGUAUGCGGUAAUCGAAAACAAUGCUGAUCAUUGCGUAAUAACGAGACAGACGGUUCACAGUUCAUUUCUGGCACGAGCUAGGCCUCAUUUUAUUCCCAAAUACCGAGUAUAUGUAUAACGUAAAUAACGAAAUGCGUAGUGGCCGUGAAAUUGUAAUUACAACGAUCCUAUUUUAAGUGUCUCGUCCUCUGAGUGAGUGAAAAGGGGGUCUUCUAGCUAACAGCGGAAGCCAGCCGAUGGACCAGAUUUAUGCCCGGAAGACGAUGAAUUAAUUGCUAUCGGCGCGUAUUAACUGGUCACUCGGCGAGUCAAGGAUCAGUUGACGUUUGAUCAUCGUGGGGAUCGCAUCGCUUCGUUUCCUACCACGCGACUUUCCACGACGAGCAUCCACGCUCGUUUCUUCGUUCUUUCUUUAUUCACACUCGCGUGCUCUUUCUCUCUCUAUCUCGAGAAAGAGAGAGAGAGAGAGAGUGACAGUGCCGAUUAACACGGUGACGAUUUAUUUGAAGAGUAACAAGUGUCAGUUAUAGUCGGAAGUGUCGUUACCGACUAACCGAGGUACACGCAUAUCGGUCGCAAGCCGCUGAUGAUUAUUUGUAAAUAGCGAAAAAUGUGGCUGAAGGAUGUGAAUGACGGCGCCUUGCCAGCUGCGAAUUUCGUGAACUCGCGACGCGGCAUCCAGAACGAAAUUUUUGUGAAUCGUAGCCUUCAUUUAGAAAAUAUCAAGUUCUAUGGCUUCGACAUGGAUUACACGCUAGCAGAGUACAAGUCGCCGCAAUACGAACAGCUAGGAUUCACGUUAUUGAAGGAUCGUCUUGUUUCACUGGGAUACCCACACGAGAUCAAAGCCUUCGAAUACGAUCCAAGUUUCCCCGUGCGAGGAUUAUGGUUCGACACGCUUUACGGGAACCUGCUCAAAGUAGACGCCUACGGGAACAUUCUCGUUUGCGUUCACGGCUUCGAGUUCUUGAAACAUUCACAAGUAUACGAGCUUUAUCCGAAUAAAUUUUUACAAUUGGACGAAUCCAGGGUAUACGUGCUCAACACGCUGUUCAAUCUUCCCGAGACGUAUUUGUUGGCAUGUUUGAUAGACUUUUUCACGAAUUCGCCGCAAUACACGCGCGAGAAGACGGGGGUGAAGGAGGGCGAGCUCACGAUGAGCUUCAAGAGCAUUUUCCAGGACGUGAGGAACGCUGUGGACUGGAUACAUCUCCACGGCGAUUUGAAGACAAAGACCAUCGAAAACCUGGACGAGUACGUGAAGAAAGACAAGAGGCUGCCGAUGUUCCUUCACAGAAUCAGGGAGAGCGGGGCGAAAGUGUUCCUUUUAACGAACAGCGACUACGUCUUCACCGACAGGAUCAUGACGUAUCUGUUUGACUUUCCGCACGGAGCUAAGGCCGACGAACCGCAUAGAAAUUGGAAAACGUAUUUCGACACUAUCGUAGUGGACGCUAGGAAACCGCUGUUUUUCGGCGAGGGUACGAUCUUGCGGCAAGUCAAUACCAGAACUGGUGCUUUAAAACUAGGAACACACAAGGGCCCGCUUCAUACAGGGGAAGUAUACUCGGGUGGUUCGUGCGACGUGUUCACCGAACUGAUAGGCGCGAAAGGCAAGGAUGUGUUAUACGUUGGAGAUCACAUUUUCGGCGAUAUCUUAAAGAGUAAGAAGAUCAGGGGAUGGAGAACGUUCUUGAUAGUGCCCGAACUGGUACAGGAGCUACACGUUUGGACGGACAAGUGUCAAUUAUUCGCAGAGUUACAGAAUUUGGACGUUAUGCUAGGUGAUAUGUACAAAGAUUUAGAUAGCAGCACAAAAGAGAAACCUGAUAUUUCGAAGCUACGGGCGUCCAUAAGGGACGUAACGCACAAGAUGGAUUUAGCGUAUGGAAUGAUGGGCUCGUUAUUCCGUAGCGGUAGCAGGCAAACGUUUUUCAGUAGCCAAGUAGUCAGGUAUGCCGAUCUUUACGCGGCAACCUUCUUAAAUCUCAUUUAUUACCCGUUUUCGUACAUGUUCCGAGCUCCCGCCAUGUUGAUGCCUCACGAGAGCACGGUCGCUCAUGAACAGAGGUUCGUUAUGGGAACGCCGAUGAUCAGUCGAUCGCGGACUUUUAGGACCGAGGAGGAAGAGGAGCCGAACAAACCGAACAAGUCUUUGUACGUGGACUGCUCCAACAAUCAAAUACCGCACGCGAGGCCCGAGACACCGCGUAACGUGACACACACGCACGACGAGGAUUGCAGCGACGAGGACAGCGACUCGCAGAAGCAAGCGAAUCACAUUACCGAUUUUAACAGCCCACUUUAUGUCGAAAAGGGAUCGAACGCAAUCCUGCCGCAUUAAAAUGUUUUUCUGCUUUAAAAUAUGUUUGAUCAAGUCGUGGAAUUUCUAAUCUCAUUCCUCGUGUGAUAAAAGUCGAGUCGCGCCGAGUUGCGUCGGGUCGUCUUCCGUCGUUUCAUUUGCGUCCGUUUUACUGCUACGUUUGUCAGAGCUAUUACCUUGAAAAAUGGUGGGCCUCGUAUAGUGAACACGUCGUCGUUGGUGUGUACGUUCGUUUAUCGAUUUAGCUAGAUGCGUUUAUUUACAUGCGUGUUGAACAGUACGACGAGAUACGUGUAUACGGAAAUGGGUACUCGUGUACAAGUUUUUAAAUUAUAUAUAGUAGGUACACAGGUCGAGUCGGAAGCUAAUCGAACGAGACGUACGUUCGUGUUAGUAAUAACUUUGCUAUAAAGAAGAACAUACUUUAUUAUUUCGUAACGACGACGACGACGAUGACGAGUUUUAGUUUUUUAUCAUUUUUCAAACCUGUGUAUCUCGCGCAACGACGUUUUUAGAGAUAUUUAACAAUUUGUCUUACGAAGGCGGGAUCUUAAUGCUGAACUGCGGGAUUCUAAUUCUGUACUGCGCGUUUCAUGAGUUCAGCCUCGUGCAAUAUAGUUAGGAACUUGUUAUUGUACCACGUGUAGUAAAGGUCAUGAUUAUAGAAAACAGUGUAAAAAUUCAAGUACUAGGGGCAGUUAAUCUUUUUACAUAAAGUUCAAGCUUAAAGAUUCAGUAAAGAGGGGUAAUGUAGUGACGAAGAACGGACUUGUUAUUAAUUAUUUGUUAUAAAACGUACUCGUGUCAGAUUGUAUUCUUAGUUUCUUUUACUGCGUACACGUGAACCUUGUUAUCAAUUGUAAAAAGUCGGCAAAUUGAUCAAUAAGUCAUUUUGUAAGACAAUACUUUGAUGUUAUGCAAAUCGAAGGCAUCACGAAUUAGACAUACCUCGAUUUUAACAAAGGAAAUAUUCAACCGAUACCUUUGCAACGUAUGCGAGGAUAUUUUAUACUAGGUAUAAAAAUGGAAUGUAAUCGAUAUUAUUAUAUUAGGUAAACGUUAGCUGUAUCGGCAGUUUGCAGCUAAAUUACUUCAGAGUUCACUUAUUGUCAAUAAUGUAUAUAUAUAUAUACAUCGCGAAGGUUGUUGAACGCAUUCGACUGCAAUAAAAAUAGAUAUAUACAUAUAUAUAUAUAUAUAUAUAGUUAUAUUUAUUUAUUAUACGAUGUACACGUUCUCAUAUCUUGUACAUGUACACACAAAUAAAUCCGUUGGUGCUAGAUUUCUUUGUAUGAAAAAAACUUUGAGAUUUCGUUGCUAGUAAGACGGGUGAUUACUUUGCGUGUAAAAGUUGAGAAAAUAUAUUGUGCAAUAUAAUACGAGUAGAGCGUACCGAUCGAAAUAAAGAUACAACAACUA
Ceratina calcarata is the source of this 4456-nucleotide messenger RNA. It is a transcript of the gene Nt5b, whose product is annotated as 5' nucleotidase B. The record is from RefSeq and is a predicted model, not a curated record. Bases 1325 to 3058 code for a protein of 577 amino acids. Gene Ontology annotation, molecular function: 5'-nucleotidase activity. The transcript has 11 exons. Lineage: Eukaryota; Metazoa; Arthropoda; Insecta; Hymenoptera; Apidae.